AAUUCAAAUUUUAAGUUAAGCCAAUCAAUCGAGUCAUUCAGUUUAAAUUGGUCAAAGUGAAUUGUUGUCGGUAGUGGUUGGAACACAAUUUUUAUUGAUAGAAAUGGGAGCCUUACCAGUUAUCGGACUUUUCAUUGUAUUAAUUACAUUGACGACAUAUUACCUGCAUAGAAUAUUUUCUUACUGGGAACGCAGAGGCGUGCCAAGUAUAAGACCACUUAUACCAUUUGGUAAUUUCAAGGAACUCGGAAGCAAAUACUUUCUCGGAUCAAUGACUCAAAAAUUGUACAACGAAAUGAAGGGAAAAGCACCUUUUUGCGGUAUCUACAUGUAUCUGGAACCAAUGGUGUUGGCGUUGGAUGUAGACUUUAUAAAAACUAUUUUGAUCAAAGAUUUUCCAUACUUCCAUGAUCGUGGUCUCUAUUUUAAUGAGAAAGACGAUCCUCUAUCAGCUCAUUUGUUCGCCAUCGAAGGCAGUAAAUGGCGCAAUUUACGCUCGAAGCUGUCACCUUCAUUCACAUCGGGUAAAAUGAAAUUCAUGUACCCCACCAUAUUAAAAAUUGGAAAUGAGUUUGAAGACACUCUGGCUCAUUUAUUGGAAGGAAAGGAAUCGUUUGAUUUAGAAGUCAAAGAUAUGCUGGCAAGAUUUACUACUGACGUUAUCGGCGAGUGUGCUUUCGGAAUCGAAUGCAAUAGCCUAAAGGAUCCGAACGCUGAAUUCCGUAACAUGGGCCGAAGGGUGUUCGAAAAAAGCCGCAAUAGUCGAAUAACCAACAUCCUUAUGCAAACAUUUCAGGAGUUGAGCAGAUUUUUGAAAAUGAGAUCCACAUUGGAAGAGGUGGAGCGAUUUUUUAUUAACAGCGUUCGAGAAACUGUUCGUUAUCGGGAAGAAAACGAUGUAACACGAAACGAUUUCAUGGAUUUGAUGAUAAGAAUAAAAAAUGGGAAAAAGCUGAACGAAAACGAUAGUGAUUCUGCGAUUGGACUGUCGAUUAACGAAGUGGCUGCACAAGCGUUCGUAUUCUUUUUGGCUGGGUUUGAAACCUCAUCCACCGUUAUGACGUUCCUUUUGUACGAGCUGGCCCUGAAUAAAGACAUACAGUUGAAGGCUAGAAAAGAAAUCAAACAAGUUUUGGAACGACAUGGAGGUCAAUUUUCUUACGAAGCUAUGACCGAUAUGACUUAUAUUACUCAAAUUUUGAACGAGUCACUCCGAAAGUAUCCGCCAGUGGGAAAUUUGAGACGUAUAACCAGCAAGGACUACAAUGUUCCAAACACCAAAUUGAUCAUACAGAAAGGAACUAAAAUUCUCAUUCCUGUUCAUGCUGUUCAACAUGACCCCACCUACUACCCCAAUCCGGACGAAUUCAAUCCUGAUCGCUUUUCAGCUGAACAAAUGAAUCAGCGGGAUAAUGAAACGUUUCUAAGUUUUGGAGCCGGCCCACGCAAUUGUAUCGGCCUCCGGUUCGGUUUGAUGCAAGCAAGAGUUGGAAUGGUGAAACUUUUGUCCAAUUUUGAAUUUUCGAUUUGUGACAAAACAUCAGUUCCACUCCAGAUCGACAAAAAAAGUAUAAUAUUGUCCCCAGCUGGUGGAAUGUGGUUGAACAUUAAAAAGGUGUAAAUCUUGUAUCCGG
Molecule: messenger RNA, 1634 nt
Organism: Bradysia coprophila
Lineage: Eukaryota; Metazoa; Arthropoda; Insecta; Diptera; Sciaridae
Product: putative cytochrome P450 6a20
Molecular function (GO): heme binding; monooxygenase activity; iron ion binding
Source: RefSeq, a predicted model, not a curated record